AUGGGUUGCAUGGAAGAAGAGAGGAAUGCACUGCUUAACAUUAAGGCCGCCUUCAAUUCGUCGAUGGAAAGUGGAAGAAGCAUGGGUUGCUUGGAAGAAGAGAGGAAUGCACUGCACAACAUUAAGGCCACCUCCAAUUGGUCUUGUGCUCUGUCAUGGCGCAAUAGCCAUGAUGACUGUUGUGGCUGGCAACGUGUUGAGUGCGAUAACACCACUUCGCGGAUAACUCAACUGGAUCUAUCCCAGGCACGCCAUGGUCGCAGAUUGGGACUGUCGAGCAGGUCUAGACGGUACGGUAGGGAAAGAGAAGGGUCUAGGCCUUGGGUUAUUGACGCCACUUUAUUCCUUCCUCUGGAGGAACUUCAGGUGUUGGAUUUAAGUGGUAAUUCUCUCUCAGAUUUAAACGGAACACUGCACUUGAAGAAAUUGAAGAGGCUAGAUCUAUCUGGCAAUUAUUUGCAACGAGUCCCCUCAUUGUACAAGCAAACUUCAAUGGAGGCCCAAAAUUUGUCUUCCGGUCAACUUGAAGGUGUGAAUCUUGAGGUGCUGGAUCUUAAGGGGAACAACUUGGUGAAUGAUGCUCUCACGGGCAUUACAAGGAUAACAUCUCUUAAGGCCUUAAACAUAAGUUAUUGCGAAUGGGAUGCCUCUUCAAAGUUAUUGGAAGGCUUGUGCGGAUUGAGGAACCUUGAAGAGUUGGAUAUUGGUUCUAAUCAUUUUUGGGGUGCUCUUCCUCCAUGCUUAUGCAACUUGACCUCCCUCCGUAGGUUUGAUGUUUACAAUAACAACUUUAGCGGGGCCAUUCCUUCAUGUCUCCUCUAUAAUCUCAAGUCACUUGAAUAUAUUGACUUUUCUAGAAAUGCUUUUGAAGGCUCAUUUUCGCUUGCUUCCUUGGAUAGUAAUUCCAACCUUGAGGAAUUGUACCUUAGAGGAAACCAGAAUCGUUUGGAAGUAAAUACGGAAGAGCCCACUUGGUUUCCUUCAUUUCAAUUGAAGGCGUUCCUUUUAUCAAAUUGUGUGCUCAAUAAAGAUGCAAAUGGCAUAAUUCCCAGUUUUCUAAAAGAACAGCAUGACUUGAGAUGGCUUGAACUCAGCCACAAUGGAAUGACAGGAAAUUUCCCGCAUUGGCUAUUGGACAACAAUGUAAAUCUUGAUUACUUAGGACUCACAGGCAACGAUUUAUCAGGUGUUUUUCAUUUGCCUUCCAAUUUGACUCUUGUCAACAUGAGCUCGUUGGAUGUGUCUGCUAAUCAUAUUGAUAGCGAGCUUCCAUCUUGGAUUGGUUCUAUCCUCCCGAAUUUGGGAGACUUGAAUUUGUCAAACAACUUAUUAAAAGGGAGAAUCCCUUCCUCAAUGGGCAAUAUGAAAAGACUUUUUACAUUGGACUUGUCGAAUAAUGGCUUCACGGGAGAGAUACCAGAGACACUGGCUAACAAUUGUACGUCACUUUAUGAAUUGAUACUUUCAGGUAACAAAUUGCAAGGCCAAAUGCUACCGAGGAAUUCUAACUUGAGCAGUUUGCGAUAUUUGUAUUUAAAAAACAAUCGUUUCACAGGAGACAUAUCGCUUGGCAUCUUAAAUAGCCCCUACUUGACAGUUUUGGAUGUAAAUAAUAAUUCCCUAUCUGGAACACUUCCCAAUUGGGUUGGAGAUAACCAAUACUUGAGCGUGCUUACGCUGUCGAGUAAUUUAUUGGGAGGUCCUUUACCAUUGAGCUUUUGCAACUUAUCUAAUCUCCUUCUGUUAGACCUUUCAAGUAACAAUAUUGGGCCAAAUAUACCUCCCUGUGCAAAUGUUUCAGUUAUCAAGUUCUUGCAUUUAGCAAAUGACAUGCUCACUGGGCAUUUUCCUGAUUUUCUUUCUAGAGCUUCAUUGAUUGUCACAUUAGAUUUGAGACACAAUUCAUUGUCAGGUGAGAUCCCCAAUUGGAUUGGUUCACUUCCGAACUUGAAGGUUCUUCUAAUGCAAGGAAACAAAUUUGAAGGAUCAAUCCCUUUGGAUCUAUGUUUGUUGAAAAACAUGACCAUAUUGGAUCUCUCAAAUAAUAGUCUUUCUGGAAAAAUUCCUCCUUGUUUGAAAUAUUUGACAUUUGGAAACAAUAGAAUAUCUCCAAACUCAUCUACUACCUUGCGCGAUUGGGGUGAUUCUGGCCAAGGUCUCGCAUAUGUUUUAGAAGAAGUAAGUUUCAGUACAAAGGAUAGGGUGGAAUCUUAUAAGGGCAACAUUCUAAAACUAAUGUCAGGACUUGAUCUCUCACAGAACAAUUUGAUGGGCUUUAUUCCUCCAGAGGUUGGCCAAUUGAGCGAACUCAGAGCCUUGAACCUAUCACACAAUCAUUUGAUUGGACCAAUCCCGAAAACAUUUUCCAAUUUGAAGAAUGUAGAGAGCUUAGACCUAUCUUACAACAGCUUAACUGGUCCCAUCCCUCCACAACUAACGGAGCUCUACGCCCUGUCAGAAUUUAGAGUGGGUCAUAACAACUUGUCAGGUAGGACACCAGACCGAAAAAAUCAAUUCGGAACUUUUGAUGAAGCAAGUUAUGAAGGCAUGGAUCGCAGGUACGAUACCAAAAAACCCCAUGGACGAAUCGCUCGAAAUGCCCGGAAUUUCCCAGAAGAAAGAGAAGGGGCCAGCAAUGUCACAACAGUGAACAUCCCCAUCGCCGUUAUUCCACCAAGUUGGAUGUUCAAGCAGUGUGAGUGGCAUGAGAAAAGGUGGCUUCAGCCCGGAGAGAAGUAUAAAUCAGAAAUGCUGCUCGAGAGGAGGCAGAACAUGGAUCCGCCUAAGAAGACGAAGAACGGCCACCGUGUCGCAGCUGGCUGGAGUGAACCAACCUUCAUUUCUUCUUCUGUUAUCUGA
This is a messenger RNA of Eucalyptus grandis, 2859 nucleotides long. RefSeq names its product receptor-like protein 15. NCBI's taxonomy places the organism in Eukaryota, Viridiplantae, Streptophyta, Magnoliopsida, Myrtales, Myrtaceae. Bases 1 to 2859 code for a protein of 952 amino acids. The transcript is spliced from 6 exons. Gene Ontology annotation, molecular function: protein binding. The record is from RefSeq and is a predicted model, not a curated record.